CGUGAGGCUCUGGGUGCUGUGGGUGGAGACGAAAAGCUGCGGUUAAGGAGGGUCGGAUUUCACCGUCCCGGGGAAGCACGCCCGAACGGGAUCACGGAGCGGGCUGAGAUAGUGAAUUCCUAAGAAGAAAAUAAUGGAUUGCUUAUUACUUGUUCUCUAAUUGUUUGGACUCGGAAGUGUGCAGGUUUGUUUCAAGAGCCAAAAGAAGAUGGCAACUCCUUAUGUCCCAGUUCCGAUGCCCAUAGGGAACUCUGCAUCCAGUUUUACAACCAGCAGAAACCAAAGAAGUUCUUCUUUUGGGAGUAUUUCAACAAGCUCAAACUCUUCCAAAGGCCAAUUAGAAGACGCAAAUAUGGGUAAUUUUAAACAGACAAGUGUACCUGAUCAAAUGGAUAGUACUUCAUCUGUCUGUAGCAGUCCCCUCAUUAGGACUAAAUUUACAGGUGCAGACUCUUCCAUUGAAUAUUCUGCUAGACCAAGAGAAAGUGACGAACAAAAUCCUGAAACAGUGAACUGGGAAGACAGACCUUCGACACCUACUAUCCUGGGUUAUGAGGUGAUGGAAGAAAGAGCUAAAUUUACUGUAUAUAAAAUACUAGUAAAGAAGACCCCAGAAGAAAGCUGGGUAGUUUUUAGAAGAUACACUGACUUCUCUAGGCUUAAUGACAAAUUAAAAGAGAUGUUUCCAGGCUUUCGAUUAGCACUUCCACCAAAACGCUGGUUUAAAGAUAAUUACAAUGCGGAUUUUUUAGAAGAUAGACAAUUAGGAUUACAAGCAUUUCUUCAAAACUUAGUAGCUCACAAGGACAUUGCUAACUGCCUUGCAGUGAGAGAAUUUCUUUGUCUGGAUGAUCCACCAGGUCCAUUUGAUAGCCUAGAAGAAAGCAGGGCUUUCUGUGAAACUUUAGAAGAGACAAACUACCGUUUCCAAAAAGAACUACUUGAAAAACAGAAAGAGUUGGAAUCACUGAAGAAACUGCUCAGUGAAAAGCAACUUCAUAUAGACACGCUGGAAAACAGACUCAGGGCGUUAUCUUUAGAACCUGAAGAAUCACUGCUCAUGUCAGAAACGGGAGGUGGACAGAUCCUAAAGGUGGAGUCCUCUGCACUUGAGGUUGAUCAAGAUGUCUUGGACGAAGAAUCCAGAGCUGAUAAUAAGCAAUACUUAAGUUCUCAUGAGCCUGAAAAUUCUGUAUCAGACAUAGAAGUAGCAGAAGUGGCAUAUAAUGCUGAAGAAGACUAAUGCGUCACAAGCAGUUCCUCCCAUUUUUACAUUUCUGCAAACGUAGAGUGGCAAAUAUUUAAAAAGAGAAAAGAGACUGAAGCUAUUACAGAAAGUAGCAAGAUUGCACAUGUAUAAAGUUUACAUAAAGAAAAGUUUCUCUUAAGUUAUUGGGGUAAGAAAUAUAUUCACUGUUGCUUUAAAUUGUCUUUUAGAUAGACUGUAUUUAAUACACUAAAGAAAAGUCUAGUUAGAGUUUCGCCAUCAAGGCCCUUAAAUAAUGUACGUAAAUUAUAUUGGUGUUUUGCCAGUAUAUUGCUCCAGACUAACGUGGGUGUACACACGUGCGUGUGUGUGUGUUAAAAUCACCAAUUUUAUUAGUUAAGUGGACAUAAAUUGCAUGUUGCUGUCUGGUUGGAUAUAUACUUCUUUGUGUCUCUGACAUGAUGAUAUAUUUUCGUUAAUGGUUUAAAUCAGUGGUAAAGAUGAACUGAGUUUAAAAUAUUAACAUGUUUGUCAUCUCUAAAUGAAAGUUGCUUAUUUGGAAUGUUACUAUUUGAAAGAAGAAAACUUUCUAGUACCAAAGGGAAACUCUUCGAAAGAGCUGUAAUAAUAUAGCUAAAGUGAUAAAAUAGCCUUGAUUUUAAAAGCUAAUUCAAUAAUAUCGAAAUACUAUAAGUAUACCGGUGUAUUAUAUGUUAUACUUGUUUGUUUUCCACAUAAUCUUUAUCUUAAAUCUCUAUCUGUAGAAUCAGUGGGUUUGCCUUUUUCAGGACACUACCUCUUUUUGCUAAUCAAGGCAUACUCUGUUGAAAAUAUAGAUUCUAAGCAAAUAGGCAGUAAUACAAAAAAAUUAAAGAUAAAAAGCCAUAUGUCCUGCAGAGCUUGUAUGUCAACUCCUGGCAUUCUAUCUUUGUUUCUGUGUAUGUGAAAAUGUCGCUAUAAUUAUUGAUGCUGAUUUUCUUUUUAAUAUAUUUAGCCAAGUGAUGCACUUUACGGUGAUUAAACUCUUUUGUGCCAAGUUUAAUUGGUGAAUUUCUUUAGUAAGUGGAAUUAGGAAAAAGAAUUAUGCAGUGCCUUCACUAUUUCACUUUUUACAGACGUCUCCUAGGGUCUGCGAGUCUGCUAAAUGAAAAAUUUAUUUCUGCUUUGCAUAUAGUUAUGGAGUGUGCUUUGUUUCACUUUUAUAGUAUGAAGUUACUUAUUUAUAUUAUAUUUCUACUACUUUGCGUAUUGCUGUUAAUAAGCAUUGCAAUCAUGCUAGCAUUUUUGAAAUCGCAGUUGGUAUAUUGAACGCAUAGGCUUUCCAAAAACUGAAGGAAACUUACUAGGGAAAAAGAAUAACCAUCUCCAUUUUUUCCCUUCACUACAUAAAAGUGUAUCAGUAUCUUGAGGUAUGUAUUACGAUGUGGUUGUUUAAAAUUCUGCUGAUGUAGAUUAACAGAUACAAUGGCUGGUUAACCUUUGAUCUGAGAAGGAGACUGCUUUUUACCUAAGUACCAAAAAUCUUUCAAGUCUGCAUCAAAAUGCACGGGUAUGCUCUGUCUCAGAAUAUUUUCCCCAAAGUAUAUUAGAAAUAUAUUUACCAUCCUGGGAGACAGAAAGAGUAUAACAAAAUGGCCUACUUGUUCAUUUCAAAAUACUAUCUAGGCUUUAAAAAGGUUUAAAAAGAACAAUCAUUUAAAUUAACAUCACUUUCAGUCUAAUCAAGCAAGGUGAGCUUUGCUAAAUUCCAGAUAUUACAGUGCUACAUAUGUGUCUGUUUUAAAGUGAACCGUACACUUUCAAAUUCUGACCUUUCAGAAGACUGUAUUUAAAGUUUUGGAUGAGUGAAGAAAAAGUUGUUAAUUAGGGAAACCACUAUUAUUUAUAUUUAGGUUUUACUUUUUUUACUUUUAUAAUGCAUUUUAUUCCCAGUAUUAUGCUGAUUCAAUAAAUUAUUUUUUCGGUACAGCAGUAGAUGUGUGUUGUUCGUAUCUUGAAUACCAUUUUUCUCCUCCAGUUUCUGUGUUCUUCUUAUCCUUUCCAGUUAUUGAAAAUUUAAUUAAACUUAACUGCUGCAUUUA
Camelus dromedarius (Arabian camel) is the source of this 3288-nucleotide messenger RNA. RefSeq names its product sorting nexin 16 (gene SNX16). Lineage: Eukaryota; Metazoa; Chordata; Mammalia; Artiodactyla; Camelidae. Gene Ontology annotation, biological process: early endosome to late endosome transport; endosome to lysosome transport; protein targeting to lysosome. Gene Ontology annotation, cellular component: early endosome; late endosome; extrinsic component of endosome membrane. Gene Ontology annotation, molecular function: phosphatidylinositol binding. The record is from RefSeq and is a predicted model, not a curated record. The transcript is spliced from 8 exons. Bases 209 to 1243 code for a protein of 344 amino acids.